Messenger RNA from Lentinula edodes (shiitake mushroom), 1236 nucleotides. RefSeq lists its product as uncharacterized. Lineage: Eukaryota; Fungi; Basidiomycota; Agaricomycetes; Agaricales; Omphalotaceae. The record is from RefSeq and is a predicted model, not a curated record. Bases 1 to 1236 code for a protein of 411 amino acids. The transcript has 3 exons.
AUGGAUUAUGGUUCUCACUUUCCAGCAGAUCAUGACGACGGGGCCUCAACCUCAAAGCUUCAACAGUGGUCUCAAGGUCCUGCGAACGCGAAACUCUUUAGCGGUGGGAAGCGCAGACCAUCUGUUGUUUUCGUUCCGUCAGCACAGUCGGACCUCUAUGCACAAGAAGCACCGUUAGAUCACUGCUUAUGGCAGGUUCAGUAUUACUCGGAAACAUUGGAACCCUCGUCCAAUGUUUCGCUACUUGCCCAAACUGAACAGGAGCAAGACGACAUCUUCUAUGCCACCUUCCCUCAGGCCCGUGGCUUGCACUGGUCGCCACAAGUCCUUCCAGCCAACGAAUACAGUGGAUAUUUUGGCGGUACCGCCUUCUCUCUUAGUCGUAAUGGGCCUGGCCAUGGCUAUCGAAGUUCUGGGCUAACAGAACAUAACCCACCGUGUACACCAUCAGUGAGAUACAGUCCCGGAUCACUUCAUAUUGAAGCUGGAUGUACACCUUCAUGUAUCGUGAGCCCUGGAUCGAUGUCCACCAUCGAUUCGUGCGGCAACGAUAAAUCCGUAGCACGACUUGAAUGUGACUCAUCUCAACUGAUUUCCUUGUCUCCGGAGCGUGAUGAUCUUGGCGAUGUUUCGUCCUCUCCUAAAAUAGAGCCCUUUGACGUUCCAUUGCCCAAAUCUCCAUUGCAAUUGAGUGCUGAAGAUGUAGACACUGCGACAUUCAGUGGUACUCAUGAGCCUCUCAUGAAUUUUCUGACUCCACCAUUCACGGAACCGGAAGCAUCCUCUCCUGCAAAAUCCCCAUCUCAUGUUGAAGACAUCCUAAAAAUGAAUACCAGUAAGGCGUUUAUCUGUAAAGGGGAGGCAUCGCGAAUUGACUUGCAGCUUGGGUUAGUAUCCUCGCCAACAGGGACGUGGCCCAGUGUCCGCGUAAGGUCAAUCCAGAAUACUCCGGAAUCUGAUUCACCGACAAGCUCGAAUAUAGACCGACGUGAUACUCCUGAACCAUUCACGUCCACAUCCACACUACCAUUAUCCACAUCUAGUCCUCGUGCCCCAGAGCCUCAGCUCGAUACCCAUUUCCAGCCUGAGUCAUCGGGUCUCAUGCGCCUCAGUCCGCUCCCAAUGAAUAGAAGACCUAUUGAGAAAAAGAAAGCCCAAACAUUGGCUUGCAAUUUUUGUCGUAUCAGAAAGGUCAGCAAAUUGGCAACUGUUUGGGUUGUUGUGGUUAAACUGUAG